GGGAGGGACGGGGUAGAGCGUCUCCUCACCGGAAGAGGAAGCAGAGUACGCUUGCCACCCCCGCUUCCCCCCACCGUCUCUAUGGUCCACUGCGAACGCGCUGAUCCAGGCGUUACCUGCUUUUGGAAGGCGAUGCCUCUAGACUGAUCGCUCCAAGGCAGGGGUUGAAAGUGAGCAGAUUUCCUCUUACUUCUCUCUGGACCAAAAGGGAAUGACCCAAUUCCAAAUCCCUCUUAACAUUUUCAAGGACAACCAGAAUUCUGUUUGUUCAGCUACUUGGACAGGGACAAGAACCAAGUGUGAAGCAGGAAAAGAACACAGACACCGAAAAGGAGACAGAAAGACAGAAUGGAAGGCGACCAAUGAAACGGAAGAGUACAUCUAAAAAUUUCAAAGAGUGCUAAUUUUUACAAACUCCAGAUGAUUCGGAAAAAAGUCAAGGAACUGGGAGGAGAAGGUGCAUCACGGGCAGAAAAGCAUUCAAAUGAACUUCUGAUAUCAAUAGAUAUGGCUAGGUCUACCCAAAAGAAAAAUUAAAUCAAUGAAUGGAGCAUAUAAAGACCAUGAAUAUGACCAAUAAUUUGUCAGGCGAAGAACCAUUCAGAGAGGUGAAGCAGUAUAAAUGCCUCCCGUGUGGAAAGAGCUUCAGCCAAAGGAGUAUGCUGACUUCACAUCAAAGAACCCAUACAGGGGAGAAACCAUAUCAAUGCAUGGAAUGUGGAAAGAGCUUCAGUCAAAGUGGUAACCUUAGGUCACAUCAAAGAACUCACACAGGGGAGAAACCAUAUAAAUGCAUGGAAUGUGGAAGGAGCUUCAGUCGGAGUAGUUUCCUUAGGUUACAUCAAAAAACUCACACUGGGAAGAAAUCAUAUGAAUUCAAUGAAUGUGGAAACAGCUUCAAUUGGAGCACUACCCUUAGGUCACUUCAAAGUACUCACACAGGGGAGAAACCAUAUAAAUGCAUGGAAUGUGGAAGGAGCUUCAGUCGGAGUAGUUUCCUUAGGUUACAUCAAAAAACUCACACUGGGAAGAAAUCAUAUGAAUUCAAUGAAUGUGGAAACAGCUUCAAUUGGAGCACUACCCUUAGGUCACUUCAAAGUACUCACACAGGGGAGAAACCAUAUAAAUGCAUGAAAUGUGGAAAGAGUUUCAGUCGUAAGGAUCAUCUAAAUACACAUCAAAGAACCCAUACAGGAGAGAAACCAUAUAUAUGCAUGGAAUGUGGAAAGAGCUUCAGUUGGAGCAAUAUCCUUAGGUCACAUCAAACAACUCACACAAGGGAGAAUCCUUACAAAUGCAUGGAAUGUGGAAGGAGUUUCAAUCGCAAGGAUCAUCUGAAUACACAUCAAAGAACCCAUACAGGAGAGAAACCAUAUAUAUGCAUGGAAUGUGGGAAGAGCUUCAGACAGAGUGGUGGCCUUAGGUCACAUCAAAGAACCCAUACAGGAGAGAAACCAUAUAUAUGCAUGGAAUGUGGGAAGAGCUUCAGACAGAGUGGUGGCCUUAGGUCACAUCAAAGAACCCAUACAGGAGAGAAACCAUAUAUAUGCAUGGAAUGUGGGAAGAGCUUCAGACAGAGUGGUGGCCUUAGGUCACAUCAAAGAACCCAUACAGGAGAGAAACCAUAUAUAUGCAUGGAAUGUGGGAAGAGCUUCAGACAGAGUGGUGGCCUUAGGUCACAUCAAAGAACCCAUACAGGAGAGAAACCAUAUAUAUGCAUGGAAUGUGGAAGGAGUUUCGAUCGCAAGGAUCAUCUGAAUACACAUUCAGCAAGUACGCCUCCGCUUUCCCUCUCCUUUCACUGCUACUCAUCCCCCUGAUGCGCUAACUAUUUUUACUGAUGGUGCGCCUACCAGAGGUGUGAUUACCCUUCAGCAACCUUCCAGAACCUGCAAAACCUGCUUUACUCAGACCUCUGCCUUGAUUUUUCUUUACAUUUCCUGUUUUUGACUUUAAAAAACCUCACUUAUCUCAGAAGGAAAUUACCAUGUUUAAUCUGCUCUUCAUUCUUUAUGUCCCCUCUUUUUCAGUCCUAUUGACAGUCACUCAUUUUUUUCAUCAGAGUGCUAAACAAUUUCAUUAGCAAUUUUCUGUUCUGCUUUCUGAAGCUCAAGACUUUGUCUCCUCCUGCUCUUCCUGUUCCAUGUCUCCCAUUUCCUUUCGUUUUGAUGUUCCUUCCCUUGCUCCUCUUUCUUAUGUCCAUCUAACUAUUGAUACUUAUUCAGGAUACAGCCUUUUGCCUUGCAAAACUCCUCGACUCGGCUGAGACGAGAAAGCUUAUCUCUUGAUAGUACUUGUGAUGAUAAUGUUACUUUGUUAUCCAAAGCAGAAUAUGUUUUGCUGGCUGUAUUGCCAGCUGGCCUUGCUGUUCAUAAUUCUCACACUCUUGCCAACAUUGCGUGCACCUUAGCUACAGCCAUUAACCACACUUCCACUGCUAUUGCCCUGCUGAAUCAGGGACAACAACAGCUAUAUGAUGCUAUUUUAGACAACCACACAGCACUGGAUUAUCUCAUGUUGUGUAAUCACAUCAGUUGUGAGUCUUUUGCCAAUCUCUGUUGCUUUAACUUAUCUAAUAAUAGGCAUGCAGUAAAUAAUCAGAUUGCUCAGUUUAGACAGCUUGCCAAUAACAUACAAAGGGACAUACUUCCUUCCUGGUGGGACAGUUUGUGGUCAUGGCUACCCCACUUUGGAUGGCUUUGCAUUAUGUAAAUGUAUGGAAUUAUGUUCCUCAUAAUCCUUAUAAGUUCCUGUUGCUUUAUUCAAUGUAUACCAACCUUCUUUUCCAUGAUAACUACCUGUCUCAAAGCUUCGUCCUCAGGCCUUUGCCAAAAAGACAUAUUUUUUUCGCAAAUAUAUGAAAGAAUAUGUGCCUUUGCUUAACACACAAACAAAAAGGGGAAAUGUGGGAAACUCUUGCCUAAAGGUUGUAGCUGCAUUCUGUUUCAGUGAUGUGCAUACCCUCCUGGCAAGAUGUGGCAGCUGUCAGCAGGCAGGGUAGCCCCUUCUUCUGCCCUUUCACUUAAAGGUAGAGCAUAAGAUCAAAGGGUUAUUGUAGCCAAUCCUACCUAACUAGUAUCCUAUCUGUUUCUCUCAUAACAUAUUAUGUAAUCAUGCUAAGUCAAUAAAAAGGGCCCUCAGGGCAUUGGCAGUGGGCUCCGCUGGCUCCGACAUCCGCUGUCGACUCCUUUGUUCUCUCUCUUAAGGCAAUUAGCCUUUUUUUUGUUCCAUGAUCAUCUACAAUUGGGCUGAACCCAUCCUGACUGGCAUGCUGUCCUUUCCUGAGAAGAGCAGGGAGAAGCCACUAAAUCUCCAGAGGCAGAACACAUGACCCAUCACAGAAGUGACAACUUUCUGGGGAGAAGAGGAAGAUAGAGAGAUGAGAAGAGUCACAGAGAAAACCAGGAAGGUAGAGAUAGGUCUGGGUGAGGAAUCUGAGAUUCAGACUAGAAAAGGGAUGGGAGAGCCUGAAAAUAAAGAGCCAGAGUUGUCUAAAGUGGACGUUCCAGUGAGGAAAGCAGAAGGUCCAUCAGAGGAAAGGAAGAAUCCACUGGGCGAGGGAACAUUAGGAGCAGGGGAGGUACAGGAGAAAAAAGAC
This is a messenger RNA of Pogona vitticeps (central bearded dragon), 3598 nucleotides long. The record is from RefSeq and is a predicted model, not a curated record. NCBI's taxonomy places the organism in Eukaryota, Metazoa, Chordata, Lepidosauria, Squamata, Agamidae.